AGGCUUUUUCUUUCUCCUUCUUAGCAAUAGACCAGGCUUUUUCGUAUUGCUGGAUUGAUAGAAGCCUAAUAAAACGGUACUAGCAUCAAACCUUGUAUUCUGCAACUCUUUCCGACAAUGCGUAUAGUCAUCUGUGACACACCUGACAAGGUGGCGACGUACGCCUGCGAGUACGUGAUCAAGUCCAUCAACGACUUCAAGCCCACGGCGGACCGUCCCUUCGUGCUCGGCCUCCCCACCGGCGGCACGCCCUUAAAGACGUACCAGAAGCUCAUCAUCGCUUUCCGCGAGGGGCGUGUCUCCUUCAAGAAUGUGGUCACCUUCAACAUGGACGAGUACGUUGGUCUCCCGCAGGACCACCCCGAGAGCUACCACUACUUUAUGCGGCACAACUUCUUCGAUUACAUUGACAUUCCCGAGCAGAACCGCCACAUCCUGAACGGUAACGCACCCGAUCUGAUCGAGGAGUGCCGCCAGUACGAGGAGAAGAUCAAGGCCGUCGGCGGUAUUCAUCUCUUCCUCGCGGGCAUUGGCACAGACGGCCAUAUCGCCUUCAACGAGCCCGGCAGCAGCCUCUACAGCCGGACUCGUGUGAAGAGCCUCAACAAGGAGACGAUCGAGAGCAACGCGCGCUUCUUCGAUAACGACCCGUCGCGUGUGCCGACGAUGGCGUUGACGGUGGGCCUGCGAACCAUCAUGGAGGCACAGGUGGUGAUGAUGAUUGCGACGGGUGCCAGCAAGGCGCUGGCGGUGUCGAAGUGUGUGGAGGGCAGCAUCACGCAUAUGUGCACCGCCACCAUGCUUCAGAUGCACCCCAGCGCUGUGCUCUGCCUCGAUGAUGAUGCCACGUUGGAAUUGAAGGUGCGCACGGCACGCUACUUCAAGAACCUGCUGUUGUCGGAGAAGAAUCUGGAGGAGCGGCAGGCCAACGUGAAGCGUUUGAGCGCUAAGCUGUAG
This is a messenger RNA of Leptomonas pyrrhocoris, 957 nucleotides long. Its product is annotated as putative glucosamine-6-phosphate isomerase. The record is from RefSeq and is a predicted model, not a curated record. Gene Ontology annotation, biological process: N-acetylglucosamine catabolic process; carbohydrate metabolic process; D-glucosamine catabolic process. Gene Ontology annotation, cellular component: cytoplasm. Gene Ontology annotation, molecular function: identical protein binding; glucosamine-6-phosphate deaminase activity. The transcript has a single exon. NCBI's taxonomy places the organism in Eukaryota, Euglenozoa, Kinetoplastea, Trypanosomatida, Trypanosomatidae. The coding region runs from base 118 to 957 and encodes 279 amino acids.